Messenger RNA from Manis pentadactyla (Chinese pangolin), 1037 nucleotides. Its product is annotated as natural killer cells antigen CD94-like. The record is from RefSeq and is a predicted model, not a curated record. The coding region runs from base 169 to 750 and encodes 193 amino acids. Gene Ontology annotation, biological process: positive regulation of natural killer cell mediated cytotoxicity; stimulatory C-type lectin receptor signaling pathway. The transcript has 7 exons. Lineage: Eukaryota; Metazoa; Chordata; Mammalia; Pholidota; Manidae.
GUAUAACGGUCACUACGUCCAGGCUCGCACACCUCACUUUUGGUCUCCUGUACACCUGCAGCUACAACUUCUGUUCCUUGACCAGCCUCGAGCUCAGCUCUGUGACCCACCAUUCUUGAACAAGACACAGAGUGCCUUACCUGCGUCAGCACUGGACCAAGACUUCCCAUGGCAGCUUCUCAGAGCACUCCUUGGAAAUUGAUCAGUGGCGUCUUAGGAGUAAUGUGCCUUUUGUUGAUGUCUACUUUGGCAAUUUUGUUGAGAAAUUCAUUCACUAAAAAAAGUAUUCAGCCAGCAUUGUCUCCAGGAUCCACCAUAGGUCUCCAGGGAGGCUCUGGCUGCUGUUCUUGCCAUGAAAAGUGGAUUGGGUACCAGUGCAACUGUUACUUCAUUUCUAAUGAAUUAAAAAGUUGGGCAGAAAGUAGGAAUUUCUGUUCUUCUCAGAAUUCCAGUUUACUUCAGAUGCAAAAUGAAGAUGAAUUGCAUUUUAUGAACUCCAGUAAAUAUUUUUACUGGAUUGGACUCCAUUACAGUGAAGAACAAAGCGUCUGGGUGUGGGAGAACGGCUCUGCUCUGUCCCGAGAUCUAUCUCCAUUGUUUCGAACUGUAAAUACAAAGAACUGCAUUACAUACAGUGCAAGCAAAAACGUUUUGGGUGAACCCUGCAAAAAAGAGCAUCGUUUUAUCUGUAAGCAACAGCUUUUUAAAGAUGUUUCCAGGAGCGAGAAGGGUGCAAUGAAGGUCCAGUAGUAAUAAGAAUGUACCUUUGCUUCUUACAGUAUAGCUAAUUAUCUACUUCUGGUAUCUGUAAAAUGUUUCAAACUGUGUCUUAUACAAUUUUCAUACAUUUGAAACCACAAGUUUUAAAGUUGAUGAAGUUUGUACACCUACACCUGAAAUUAUAAAGCAUCAACAAAAGAAUGUCAUUAAUGUUGACUUAAUGCAUGUGUUCACUGGUGAGUUUAGCAUAUUUGUAUGCAUCUAUUUUUAUACACUUUCUCUGCAGAAAUUCAAAUAAAACAAUUCACACCAAAUAA